GGAAACGUCUGCUCACAGUGUGGGAAGAGUUUUAAUACACAGAGUGCUCUCAAAGAACACCAGCGCAUUCACACUGGAGAGAAACCGUAUCAGUGCUCACAGUGUGGUAAGAGUUUUGAUCAUCAGAGUGUACUCAAAAAACACCAGCGCAUUCACACUGGAGAGAAACCGUAUCUGUGUUCACAGUGUGGGAAGAGUUUUAAUACACAGAGUACUCUCAAAAUACACCAGCGCAUUCACACUGGAGAGAAACUGUAUCAGUGCUCACAGUGUGGGAAGAGUUUUAAUCAACAGACUAAUCUCAAAACACACCAGCGCAUUCAUACUAGGGAGAAACCAUAUCAGUGCUCACAGUGUGGGAAGAGUUUUAAUUAUCGGAGUCAUCUCAAAUCACACCAGCGCAUUCACACUGGAGAGAAACCAUUUCAGUGCUCACAGUGUGGGAAGAGUUUUAUUGAACAGAGUGAUCUCAUAAAACACCAGCGCAUUCACACUGGAGAGAAACCGUAUCAGUGCUCACAAUGUGGGAAGAGUUUUAAUUAUCGGAGUCAUCUGAAAUCACACCAGCGCAUUCACACUGGAGAGAAACCGUAUCAGUGCUCACAGUGUGGGAAGAGUUUUAUUGAACAGAGUGCUCUCAAAAAACACCAGCGCAUUCACACUGGAGAGAAACCGUAUCAGUGCUCACAGUGUGGGAAGAGUUUUAAUUAUCGGAGUCAUCUCAAAUCACACCAGCGCAUUCACACUGGAGAGAAACCAUAUCAGUGCUCACAGUGUGAAAAGAGUUUUAAUCAACAAAGUGCUCUCAAAAUCCACCAGCGCAUUCACACUGGAGAAAAACCGUAUCAGUGCUCACAGUGCGGGAAGAGUUUUAAUCAACAGAGUAAUCUCAAAAAACACCAGCGAAUUCACGCUGGAGAGAAACCCUAUCAGUGCUCACAGUGUGGAAAGAGUUUUAAUACACAGAGUGCUCUCAAAGAACACCAGCGCAUUCACACUGGAGAGAAACCGUAUCAGUGCUCACAGUGUGGGAAGAGUUUUAAUCAACAGAGUAAUCUCAAAAAACACCAGCGAAUUCACACUAGGGAGAAACCGUAUCAGUGCUCACAGUGUGGGAAGAGUUUUAAUUAUCGGAGUCAUCUCAAAUCACACCAGCGCAUUCACACUGGAGAGAAACCAUAUCAGUGCUCACAGUGUGGGAAGAGUUUUAUUGAACAGAGUGAUUUCAUAAAACACCAGCGCAUUCACACUGGAGAGAAACCGUAUCAGUGCUUACAAUGUGGGAAGAGUUUUAAUUAUCGGAGUCAUCUCAAAUCACACCAGCGCAUUCACACUGGAGAGAAACCGUAUCAGUGCUCACAGUGUGGGAAGAGUUUUAUUGAACAGAGUGCUCUCAAAAAACACCAGCGCAUUCACACUGGAGAGAAACCGUAUCAGUGCUCACAGUGUGGGAAGAGUUUUAUUGAACAGAGUGCUCUCAAAAUCCACCAGCGCAUUCACACUGGAGAAAAACCGUAUCAGUGCUCACAGUGCGGGAAGAGUUUUAAUCAACAGAGUAAUCUCAAAAAACACCAGCGAAUUCACGCUGGAGAGAAACCCUAUCAGUGCUCACAGUGUGGAAAGAGUUUUAAUACACAGAGUGCUCUCAAAGAACACCAGCGCAUUCACACUGGAGAGAAACCGUAUCAGUGCUCACAGUGUGGGAAGAGUUUUAAUCAACAGAGUAAUCUCAAAAAACACCAGCGAAUUCACACUAGGGAGAAACCGUAUCAGUGCUCACAGUGUGGGAAGAGUUUUAAUUAUCGGAGUCAUCUCAAAUCACACCAGCGCAUUCACACUGGAGAGAAACCAUAUCAGUGCUCACAGUGUGGGAAGAGUUUUAUUGAACAGAGUGAUUUCAUAAAACACCAGCGCAUUCACACUGGAGAGAAACCGUAUCAGUGCUUACAAUGUGGGAAGAGUUUUAAUUAUCGGAGUCAUCUCAAAUCACACCAGCGCAUUCACACUGGAGAGAAACCGUAUCAGUGCUCACAGUGUGGGAAGAGUUUUAUUGAACAGAGUGCUCUCAAAAAACACCAGCGCAUUCACACUGGAGAGAAACCGUAUCAGUGCUCACAGUGUGGGAAGAGUUUUAUUGAACAGAGUGCUCUCAAAAAACACCAGCGCAUUCACACUGGAGAGAAACCGUAUCAGUGCUCACAGUGUGGGAAGAGUUUUAAUUAUCGGAGUCAUCUCAAAUCACACCAGCGCAUUCACACUGGAGAGAAACCAUAUCAGUGCUCACAGUGUGAAAAGAGUUUUAAUCAACAAAGUGCUCUCAAAAUCCACCAGCGCAUUCACACUGGAGAAAAACCGUAUCAGUGCUCACAGUGUGGGAAGAGUUUUAAUCAACAGAGUAAUCUCAAAAAACACCAGCGAAUUCACGCUGGAGAGAAACCCUAUCAGUGCUCACAGUGUGGAAAGAGUUUUAAUACACAGAGUGCUCUCAAAGAACACCAGCGCAUUCACACUGGAGAGAAACCGUAUCAGUGCUCACAGUGUGGGAAGAGUUUUAAUCAACAGAGUAAUCUCAAAAAACACCAGCGAAUUCACACUAGGUAGAAACCGUAUCAGUGCUCACAGUGUGGGAAGAGUUUUAAUUAUCGGAGUCAUCUCAAAUCACACCAGCGCAUUCACACUGGAGAGAAACCAUAUCAGUGCUCACAGUGUGGGAAGAGUUUUAUUGAACAGAGUGAUUUCAUAAAACACCAGCGCAUUCACACUGGAGAGAAACCGUAUCAGUGCUCACAAUGUGGAAAGAGUUUUAAUUAUCGGAGUCAUCUCAUAUCACACCAGCGCAUUCACACUGGAGAGAAACCGUAUCAGUGCUCACAGUGUGGGAAGAGUUUUAUUGAACAGAGUGAUCUCAUUAAACACCAGCGCAUUCACACUGGAGAGAAACCGUAUCAGUGCUCACAAUGUGGGAAGAGUUUUAAUUAUCAGAGUCAUCUCAAAUCACACCAGCGCAUUCACACUGGAGAGAAACCAUAUCAGUGCUCACAGUGUGGGAAGAGUUUUAUUGAACAGAGUGAUUUCAUAAAACACCAGCGCAUUCACACUGGAGAGAAACCGUAUCAGUGCUCACAGUGUGGAAAGAGUUUUAAUACACAGAGUGCUCUCAAAGAACACCAGCGCAUUCACACUGGAGAGAAACCGUAUUAGUGCUCACAGUGUGGGAAGAGUUUUAAUGAACAGGGUAGUCUCAAAAGACACCAGCGCAUUCACACUUGAGAGAAACCGUAUCAGUGCUCACAGUGUUGAAAGAGAUGUUUUGAAUAAAAGUGUUGACUAAAUGCUACAAAUGUGUGUAAAUGAGUAUGAAAGUGAGUGAGCUGAGUGAGUGGGACGGUUAGUGAGUGACGUCGUCAGAUGAAUUGGUGCUUCAUCCAGCUAAACGUGGUGGUAAGGAACUUUUUUAUUUCCAGGUUUAUGAGUUUACAUCGUUUUCACUUUUAACAUAUAUUUAAAUUUGAGUUCAUCCCUAAUCUAAAACUAUUUUUUUCUUGUUAAUAAUGUAGAAU
Molecule: messenger RNA, 3560 nt
Organism: Trichomycterus rosablanca
Lineage: Eukaryota; Metazoa; Chordata; Actinopteri; Siluriformes; Trichomycteridae
Product: zinc finger protein 208-like
Exons: 1
Source: RefSeq, a predicted model, not a curated record